Molecule: messenger RNA, 1875 nt
Organism: Cylindrotheca closterium
Lineage: Eukaryota; Bacillariophyta; Bacillariophyceae; Bacillariales; Bacillariaceae
Source: the annotation of a GenBank genome assembly
AUGAAUGAUGCUGCGUUCAUUCUGGGCGAUAGCGUUGAACAAGAUGUACCGCCAGCUCUUCGAGGACUGGAGCCUUCAAAGGCAAGGAGAAUGAUGGAAAUUUCGAAGGAAUUACAGCCCAUAUUGCAUGGAAAACAAGACAAGAAAUCGGCAGCUCUCCCUCCUAUUGCGCCCACAUUCACCCAGGAUAACAGUGACCAAAAUGGUCCAACAAAAGUAAAAAUCGGGAAUAAAAUGAUUUCAAGCGACAAACCAGCUAGGAAAUGGACAUGGACAUCUUUUGCAUCAUCGUCAAGGCCAGAUGGUGCUCUCUUCAACCAUUGGGUUCGGGCAGAGGUGGAGUACACUGACUAUCCUUAUGCCAAGUUCGACGUUCACAUGAAUCAAGUUGUUUACACGGACGAUGAAUACGCCAAAUACUUGAAAAGCGAUGAAUGGACAAAAAGUGAGACUGACUACCUGAUGGAACUAGCUGGAAAGUAUGAAUUGAGAUGGGCAGUGAUACAUGACCAUUGGUUUGACUAUUAUAAUUCUGCGGAUGUUGACGAUACUUUUAUUACUCGAUCAGUCGAUGAUCUACAAAAGCGGUACUACAGUGUGGCUGCGACACUAUCUCAGGCAAGAAUAUCACAGAUAGCUGCAGAAGAAUCACAAAGAUUAUCGGCAAUCGUUCCGGACCAAUCAGCACCAGAUGCGAAGGAACGAACCGAAGCCGUUCUGCUUCAAACUGCAGCAGCCAAAUCGCUUGCAGCAGCACAUCCAAAGAACCAACCUCUAAUCAACAGCAUUGGUACGGGUACCUCCAAUAAAAUGUUUGAUGCUGACUAUGAACGAGAACGGCGGUUGCAUCUAGACCGAAUGUGGAAUCGAAGUAAGGAAGAAGAAGUCGAGGAAAUUAGACUGAGAAAAGAGUUGAAGCAAAUUGAAGCCAAACUUAGAAAGAUAAAGAAGAUGGGAGGUCACAUUACGGGAGCCGCCCGGUCUGCCGGGGUGGUUGCACCGAGCCGAAUGAGCAGCGCCGCUUCUUCACGCAACGCGUCGCGGUCCCAAUCACCCGUCCCAGGUGCCGCCGUGGCCGACUCCCCUGCAUUGCUGGGCCAAAGUUUUGCCUCCACAGCACCAAUGCCAAUGCCACAAAAUCCAUACCUACAAUCUGGGCGACUCAUUCCACCUGCUACUGGUGGGGCUACUGGUAUAAACAAAACACUACUGACCAAGAUGGAUCAAACCCUGAAGGAACUUAAGGUGUCUGCAAAACCAGUUCCAACAAGACGUGUUUGCGAUUUGUAUGAUACCGUAAGAAAGCAUAUUUUGACGUUGAUAACGUUGAAGAAGCAGCUGAUGCAGAAAGAGGGAAGCCUUCAAGCGAAGCGGGUUAGACUUGCCAAGUUGCGUGGGGGAGACAGCCAAACACCGGAUGAAGAAGCCCUUCUUGGUAUUGUUGCACAGCCUUCACCAGCUCCCGCAGCUGCAGCUACUAGCAAAGGAUCAAAAUCAAAGGGUGGAAAGUCCAAAGCACCUGCAUCGAAGUCGAAGGCUGGAGCUCAGUCAAAAGCAGGUGGACAAAAGGGAGCUCAAACAAAGGGCAAACCAGACGAAGCGGGUAAAGCAGAGACCCAAGGUGGCGCAAAGAAAGGAAAAUCAGGUGGAAAGCGCAAGCGAAAGGUCGACAACAAGGCUCAGACUGCAGUAGCGUCUGCUGUUGCUGUUCCGGGUGCUGCUCUGGCGGCAGCAGCUGCCGCAGCAGCUGCCAUGAAAGUUACACCAACUGCUGCUGCUGCAAAAACUGCAAAGGCGGUAGCUGCCAAGACCGUUCCUGAUGUGGCGUCUGAAGCGAAACCAGCAGCUGCAAAGAAGCGUGCUCGAAAAUCUUGA